GGACGGUGCAUGAGGGGCUUUCCUGCUCCCAGAGCCCUGGCUCUGCAGGAUGGGUCUGAGCUCCUCCAAGGCGCAGCCCAAGGUGACCAGGGUGGCCCCAGUGCCCACCCGGGGGGCUGUGCCCACUCUGAGGGCCCUGCAGGGGCUCCCCAGGGAGCCAGGAGAGCCCAGCCCACACCCCCCCGUGCCCUCCUUCCACCUGGAGCUGCCACCUCUGCGGGAGACCCGGUACGGGAGAGCCUCUGCAGGGCCCCUCUCCCUGAACACCCUGCCAGGGAAGGAUGGGACCAGCAUCAUCAAGCAGCACCCACCCCGAAGGCCUCAGAGGCUUGAACCUGCCAUCCCUCCAGAAGCAAUCUCUCCUGCAAAGCCCUGGAGUCAGCGAGAAGUGGCUGCAAACCCAAAACCAAAGGUGCUGGAGAAAAGGGGGCAAAGCCUGAAUCCCCUCCCUGGCAGGAGGCAGCACUUGCACAAGCUUCAGAUGCUGGACUUGACCCGCAGGAGACGAGAGGCGGAGCUGAAGCGGAAUCUCCACAGGGAGGCGAAAAUCAAUGAGCAGAACAUCAAGGAAUUCAGCCCCAAGGAUGUCCUUGACAGUCCCCAGGGAGGUGGCAGUGCCAGAAGCCCAGACCCCACCUCUGCUGAGCAUUUUCCCGGAGAUGACCCCGGGAACACGAGGGGUGGAGGACUCUCCAGGCAGCCUGACUGGAAGGGGCAGGUGGACCUGUGGCUCUGCAGGGAGCCAGGGAGCAGGGACCUGUUCUGGGACUCCUCCAGCACAGGCUCAGAGGAGGAGGAGAGGGAAGAGAAGAUUCACCACAAGCCCACGCUGGUGAGGACCAGGACAGAGAGGAUUUCCCUGUUUGAUGACUUCUUUGACAGGGAUUUCUAGUGGCAUUUGGCUUGGGGAGUGCCAAAGGAAGAAGCCCCAGCUCUGGAGGGGCUGGGACCCUCCCAGGGGGAUGGGCUGGGGCUGGAGACGUGCUGGCUGUAAGUGGAAUUGCUGUGGGUAUGCAAAGGAGGAAUUUCUGUCACUGCAAACGGGAGCUCGCUGAUGUGGGGUGAAUAAAAACCCUCUGUGUUGUGUGGCUGAAUCAAAAUAUCUGGGGAAGAAAACCUUGGAUGGAGCAGCAGUGAAAUGGGGGUAGAGAGAGGAGGAGAGGGCUGGCAAAAAUAAAAAAAAAAUCCCUGAGCAGAAGCUAGGGAAAGUUCUGGGUUAACCCCAAAUAUUCAAUUUAAACUGAAAUGUUUCACUUGCCUUUGAGUUACUCAAUCUUCCUGUUUAACUUGGGGCUAACCUUUUUCAAACCACAAGUCCCAGUUCAAAAUGCAAGA
Molecule: messenger RNA, 1335 nt
Organism: Ficedula albicollis (Collared flycatcher)
Lineage: Eukaryota; Metazoa; Chordata; Aves; Passeriformes; Muscicapidae
Gene: CCDC198
Product: chromosome 5 open reading frame, human C14orf105
Exons: 6
Coding region: 50-892 (280 amino acids)
Source: RefSeq, a predicted model, not a curated record